Messenger RNA from Thunnus maccoyii (southern bluefin tuna), 5025 nucleotides. RefSeq names its product serine/threonine kinase 40 (gene stk40). Gene Ontology annotation, biological process: protein phosphorylation. The record is from RefSeq and is a predicted model, not a curated record. NCBI's taxonomy places the organism in Eukaryota, Metazoa, Chordata, Actinopteri, Scombriformes, Scombridae. Gene Ontology annotation, molecular function: protein kinase activity; ATP binding. The transcript is spliced from 11 exons. Bases 240 to 1550 code for a protein of 436 amino acids.
UGCGUCAUUUCCGUUGUCAGGUGGUGCUGUCGCUGUGGAAAGAUGCGAUCAGAGAAGAGCGGAGGCUUUUCCUUAAUUGCUCAUUUCGGUAACAGAGGCUAAACAAUCCGAAACCAACCCUCUGUGGUCUCUCCUGUUGAAGCCAAGUUUGUCCACCACAACGUUUUGCCUACGAAAUGUCGAUGUUGUAACGAGACAACGCAGACUUUACCCGGCGGUUUUGGCUCGAGAGCUCCAGUAUGUCCAAGCGGCGCUCGUCGGAGAGGGGGGCUGGAGAGACAUCAGGCAGGGCCAGCAAGCUGCAAUGUCCUGGGAUAUCUGGCAGUAACGCCAAGAGAGCUGGGCCCUUCAUCCUUGGGCCUCGCCUGGGCAACUCACCAGUGCCCAGCAUAGUGCAGUGUCUGGCCAGAAAGGACGGCACCGAUGACUUCUAUCAGCUUAAAAUCCUGACGCUGGAGGAGCGAGUGGACUCUGCUGGGGAGACUCAGGAGGAGAGGCAGGGGAAGAUGCUGCUGCACACAGAGUACUCCCUCCUUUCUCUGCUGCACAACCAGGAUGGGGUGGUCCACCAUCACGGCCUCUUCCAGGAUCGAGCUUACGAAAUAGUGGAGGACAUGGAGGCCAACAAGGUGCGCAAGAUGAAGAAGCGGAUCUGCCUCGUGCUGGACUGUCUGUGCGCUCAUGACUUCAGCGACAAGACGGCAGAUCUAAUAAACCUUCAGCAUUAUGUCAUAAAGGAGAAGCGACUGAGCGAGCGCGAGGCCAUAGUCAUCUUCUACGAUGUGGUGCGUGUGGUGGAGGCCUUACAUAAGAAAAACAUUGUGCACAGAGACCUCAAGUUGGGAAACAUGGUGCUGAACAAACGAACACACCGAAUCACCAUCACCAACUUCUGCUUGGGAAAACACCUGGUGAGCGAGGACGACCUGCUGAAAGACCAGAGAGGAAGUCCGGCCUACAUCAGCCCUGAUGUAUUAAGUGGUCGGCCGUACCGCGGUAAACCUAGCGACAUGUGGGCUCUUGGUGUGGUCCUGUUCACCAUGCUAUAUGGCCAGUUCCCCUUUUAUGACAGCAUACCUCAAGAGCUCUUCCGUAAGAUCAAGGCUGCUGAAUACUCUAUCCCAGAGGAUGGUCGUGUGUCAGAGAACACGGUGUGCCUGAUCCGUAAGCUGCUGGUGCUGGAUCCUCAGCAGAGGCUGACUGCAGGAGAGGUGCUGGAGUCCCUUAGUGCCAUCAUUGCCUCAUGGCAAUCUGUUUCGUCAUUGAGUGGCCCUCUGCAGGUGGUACCGGACAUUGAUGAUCAGGUCAAUCACUCAGAACAUCUGCAAGAGGCCAAGGUGAUAGAAGAGUCUUCACAGUACGAGUUUGAGAACUACAUGCGCCAGCAGCUGCUGCUGGCUGAAGAGAAGAACACUAUCCAUGAGGCCAAGAGCUUUCUCACCAAGCGUCAGUUUGGCAGCAUCCCACCUGUAAGGCGUCUGGGCCACGAUGCCCAGCCUGUCAGUCCCUUAGAUGCUGCCAUCCUGGCACAACGUUUCCUCCGGAAGUAGUCCUCAACCACCCAUCUCAGAGUCUCUGGCCUCCCCAGGGAGUAAAGACACCUGCGGAGUCCAGAGAAGACUGAGGAUAAGCCCUAAAACUGAACUCGCAUACAUGGGGCCCAGCCCAAAUCAGGGUACAGACGGCCCCAUAUGUAGGUGGGCUUUGGGCAAGCUAGGUGGAGCAGGCAUGAGGAGGGUACCAGAACAAACUGCCAACCCAGAACUUGACUCCCCAUGUCUGAGAUCCUCCAGUGAAAUAUGGAAAGGCCUGGAGGAAGAUCUGAACCAAAGGUUCCUUGCCCUCAGGUCACCCACAGUCAGAUCUCACUGUGCAACCAACCUGAUGGCACAGUCGCACAUGGGGCUAAUACAAGGCUCUGCCUGGAGUGUUGAAGAGAAUAUUAACCCCAUAUUCCUCAUCCUCCUUUGAGAUCUCUCUACUUUAACACUUUCCCAUCAACUCUGGAUCUCCUGAGCAAUACAGGACCAGAAUCAUGUAGCAACCCCUUUCUCUUCCUAGUGGUUAAUGGUAUUGCCUCAAGUCAGAUCAUCUGAUCACAGAUGUCACUUCUCUAUACCUCCAUUCCACCCUCCUCCUCUCACUCCUUCCUCUUCCUCUCUGCCGUUUUCCUGUAUCGAAAAUGAUCCAGACUGGUCCUGUUUGUAACUCUGACUUCAAAUCAAUCUACCUCUCUGUCUCUCUUCUCUGUUGGUAAACCAUGCUCACUGUUCUGAGACAAGGGAUUGUAACAAUGGAGUCUUGAUGCCACCAGUGACAUAAAGCAUUAAUGUUUUCUGUCAGAGUGAUAAUGCUUGAAACCAUCUCAGUGGUUUCGAAAAAUCUGAAUAAGCUUUUUAUCAUAUUUACCUUAAUAAGUAGCAUUUUAUCCCUACCUUUGGCAUUGAAGAUACUGAAUAUCAAAGUAUGUGUACAAGCAUCCUUUGAUAUUUGCAGAAUGCAUUGUCUCUUGCUUUUUGCUCAUCCCUGUGGAAAUCUAUUUUUAGCAUCUAGGCAGCUAGUGUGAGGUACCUGGAAGUCACAAUGCCAAGAACUGAAUGGGAAAAACUGUUGGAUCCUCCAUGCCAAGGCAUAUUGAUGGUAACGCUUCCUCAGUGCCAUUAUAGUGAAGAUCAGGCACUGUCAUGUUUCUAUUGCCAAAAAUCAUGUCUUAAAAUGAUUCUUAGCCAAGGAACUGGUACCCACAGCCUCAUUCAGAAUCAAAUGGCUUCCAGGUAUUCCAACUUCCCUGUUUCUCUUUAUCAAGACAGAUCAUGGGACAAGUGUUGUUGUUUUUUUUCUCAGUAUGAAUGUGAACUGUCAUUGUACACUUUGAUACAUCUGCAGUAUCAUGUGUGUGUACGUGUGUACGUGUGUGCGUGUGUGUGUGUAUGUUUCUGGCAAGGGUCUGCAGAGCUGUCGAGCUGUUAACCUCUGACAGUCGCAGACCCUUUAAGCUAUCCUCCAAUCUUUUGUGUUCUGUUAUCUGGCCUGCCGCCUCCGUGGCAGACACUGUGAAAACCAGAGCAGGCUUUGCAAAGACAGGGCUUGACUGAAUGUUUUACUGAGUCAUGGAUGCCUAGUUAAGAUUGAAAAGUAUCACAUAUCUAUUGCCAUUCUCAAGCCCUCUCUCUAGCUACAUGCUUGUAAAUGCUUGUAUUAUCCCACUAUAGGCUCUCUGCGAGACUAGCUGGUGGCUGGUAAUCGAUACUGUAACAUUUCAUAGAGAAAUGAAAAUACAGAUUCAUAGGUUUUAAGUUUAGUUGCUGGGUCAUCUUGGCUUUUGAUGUGUUUUUCUCUUUUUUCAAAGUGUUUCUUCAAACCAUGGCAAAGCUACUAACCAGUGACUGUUAGGCAUCUGUACACUGCAACUUGCCUUUGCGUAUUGGUACCUGCUUUAGGCUAUCUAGACUUCUUCCUAUUUAUAUUCAUACUGUUGCAUGAUCAUAGGCUCUGGAAUAUUUUCAAAUGUCUUUCUUUCUUUUCUCCUUGUAAUUCAUGUUGAUUUAUUUAUUCACUUGUGUAGACUUUUCCCCCAAACCACUGGGGCUUGUAUCACAGACGGUGAUCAGUUAGUCAGAGGAUAUUUCCAUUUCAAGGAAAUGUUCUAGGCGUAACUUAAGCUGGUGAAACAAGCCUCAAAUCUCUUUGCUCUCACAGCUUUAAGAAGUGUUGUUAACUCCAACAGUGGUUCUACUUUAGCCAUCUCAUUUUGAUUCUUUCAGCCUCAUUCAUGAAAGAGUAGCAUCUGGGUUUUUUUUUUUGUUUUGUUUUGUUUUUUUUCCUUUUUUGAUUCCGAAAUCAUUUUCUUGCCAUUUUGCCACAAAGUCUGUGGUCAACUUAAGCUACACUAAUAACGAGACUGACUUUUGCAUAGUUCUAUUUUUUACAAAAUACAAAAUGAUACUCGCACAUGAUCUUGAUUUAUGGGAGGGUUUUUUGUAGUGUUUUUUUUUUUUUUCCUGUCAGUAACCCCAAAUCCCCUACACAAGGUUGCACUCUCUGGUCAGUAUGUAAAUAUGUACCAUCAUGACUGCGCCAGUCUUAUUGUAUGUAGUUCCACCCAGCGAGAUACCAACUCUGUUUCAACACAUGCCGAUUGACGUGCAUUAUAGGCCACGUUGGCCAUCAACCACCACAUCCGGAGGCUAAAAUAAUAUGUAAAGAGAGCUGUUGGCUUUCUCCCACCUCAAUGUGAAUUCCAUGGGUAUACAGCAGUAUUGUAGUUGUCUAGGUGGUUCAUCAGAAAAAGAGGGUGUUUCAUCAACACCAUAGCCAUCGCUGAAUGCUGACAUUAAGUGAUCGUCUGUGGAAAGUGUCUUACGCCAUCUUCCAUGAGGCCCAGUAUAGCCCAACUACAGAAUAGUAACUAGAGGUUCAAUAUACCCUUGAUGUAGAUGUUAUUAUCUGUACCCCCCUUAAUCAAAAAGUGUUUCACUUUCUAGCUAGUGGAUUGUACCACAUUCAAUGUUUGUUUUACAGAGUUGUAUUGGUAGACUGCAAUGUGGAUUGAAAAGCAUGGAAAUAGUGUGAGGUUAAGCUCUGUGUAAAACAUGUGACUGUUGCAUGAUUUUGAACUUGCAAGGUGCGCUGGAGUAACAGACUCUUUGGGUCCUACAGGAAACUCUAAAGCAACAAUGGAUAUACCUGUCAAUUGGAUAGUAGUAAAAUUGUAUGAAUAAUUUUCACAAAGUUCAGUUUUUAUGAUGAUUUUUCUCCCUGCUUCUAAAGUCAUAAGUCUUCAGUAUAUAACCAAUAUAUUGUUGACUGUUUCAACUGGAAACUUGGUGUAGGAUAUGAAAUGUGUAGUUAAAAACCCAAUGGGAUAAUUUGUUGUAAGCUGCUUGGUCAGAAAUGGGCAUCUAGAUACAGAAAACUGCGUAAUUGUACAGAUGAAAAACACGUUUGUAUAAAAAACAUAUUUUUCUACUUCAUCAGAUCUCUACAUGCAUGUCAGCAAUAAACUUUGAUAUGGAAACAUUCAAA